AUGGAAUCUGCUGAUGGGUGGACAGCUGAUCUCAGCUGGAGCCUACAGCAGGAGAUGCAGCAGAUUCCACACACUUUCCUGAUCUACUACUGCUGUAAAGGUACUGAUCCACGGACCAUCUCUACAGACUCCAACAGUGUGACUCUAACAGGCCUACAGCCAGACACUCAGUACGUUGCCAGUGUCUGCACUGAAUUACAAGAUGGAGAGAAGACCACAGAAGCAUCUACUACCUUCCACACAAGUGAGCGGCGGAUUGUGCUACUUGGGAAAUCCGGUGAAGGGAUCAGCAGUACUGGAAACACCAUCCUAGGAGAAGAUGUUUUUCCUGUGGACAAUUCACCAAACUCAGUAACAACCCAGUGUGAAAAACACAGCAACAUAGUCAAUGAGAGGAAGAUCACAGUGAUUGAUACCCCUGGCUUUCUUGACCCUGAUCCUCCCAAGGAGUUAAGCAGUGAGAUAUUAAAUUGCAAAAAAUUAAGUUCUCCAGGACCUCAUGCCUUUAUCAUUGUACUAGCAGUUGGGAGAUUCAAGACAGGAGAGUUAGAAGUUGUGAACAAGAUUAAGGAAUUAUUUACGUCAGAGGUUUUUCAGCAUGCAGUGAUUGUUUUCACUCACGGAAGAGACCUGAAGGGAAAGACAAUUAAGCAAUUUGUUGAGGAGAGUAGUAGGGGAGAGGGGGAGACAAGGGUGAGACGAAGUCCACUGAAGGAGCUUGUGGACAAAUGUCAUAGUCGCUACCACGUCGUAGACAAUGAGGACUGGAAAGAGGAACAGGGAGAUAAUAGCAACAAAUCACAGAUAGAGAAGCUGUUUAGAUCCAUAGAGGAGAUGGGAUGGGAGAAUAAAGGGCAUUACACUUGGCAGCAGGAGAGUGAGGCCUAG
Engraulis encrasicolus (European anchovy) is the source of this 888-nucleotide messenger RNA. RefSeq names its product GTPase IMAP family member 5-like. Gene Ontology annotation, molecular function: protein binding; GTP binding. The coding region runs from base 1 to 888 and encodes 295 amino acids. The transcript is spliced from 2 exons. The record is from RefSeq and is a predicted model, not a curated record. NCBI's taxonomy places the organism in Eukaryota, Metazoa, Chordata, Actinopteri, Clupeiformes, Engraulidae.